CCUCUUUCGUCUUUGACUAAACUGUGACAGUCAGGGAUAGUCAUCGUCUCGUGCCAUGAGUUUGUGUUGACCCAUAUCACUCUCCCAACCCCCAUCGCCAUGAUUCCGCUGCUGCCGCACCGUGGCCUUCUGCGCCCCUUAUUGUCCACCUGCCUCGCCAUUUUCCUCCUUCUCGCGUCAGGAACAGCCUACCAAACCGUCUCGGACGAGACCCUGCGAUUCCUCCCGCGACCCGGGAAGGAUUUCGAUAUCCACGAUGGUGCACUGCUCGCCCCGAUCCUGGUGCCCCGUGUCUCCGGGACCGCGGGCAACACCGCCGUCCUGAAUCACCUUGCGGAGUUCUUUCGCACCUCACUCCCAGAGUGGACGCUGCAAUUACAGAACUCAACAUCGAAGACCCCAGUCUCCAAAGGGAAGGAGGUUCCCUUCGUCAACCUCAUCGCCUCCCGCGAUCCGCCCGGCGCCAGCCCCGGCGACGUCGGACGCCUCACCCUGGUUGCACAUUACGACAGCAAGUACGAACCGGAAGGCUUCAUCGGGGCGAUCGACAGUGCCGCGCCGUGCGCGAUCAUGCUGCAUGCCAUGCGGAGCAUCGACAGCGCCCUGACGAAGAAGUGGGAGGACAUGCGCGCCCAGGGGCAGCUGAAUCUGCUGGAGGAACAACAGGGCAUCCAGGUGAUCUUCAUGGACGGGGAGGAGGCAUUCAAGGAGUGGACGGCCACCGACUCGCUGUACGGUGCACGCUCCCUGGCGGAGCAGUGGGACUCCGAGGUUCACUCGGCGAUGUCCGUGUACCGGUCGCCGCUCGACUCGAUCUCCCUGUUCGUGCUGCUGGAUCUGCUGGGCGCCAAGGACCCCACCAUCCAGUCAUUCUUCCCGACCACGCACUGGGCGUACAAAAAGCUGGCCACGCUGGAGCGGCGGCUGCGGGAGCUGAAGCGGUUCCGAUCCUCGGAUCCCGGACGGUCCUGGUUCCCUCAUCAGUCGAGAAGCGAAAACGAGAUUCCGAUGUACAUGCACAUUGAAGACGACCACAUUCCUUUCCUGAGACGAGGCGUGGAGGUCCUGCAUAUCAUUGAUGCCGGCGAUCGGGGCUUUCCCACGGUCUGGCACACGAUCAAGGAUGACGGCGAACAUCUAGAUAUAGACACCGUGGAGGACUGGAGCGUACUGUUCACUGCGUUCGCGGCCGAGUGGAUGGAGCUGGAAGGCUUUAUGUCUGGAUCCGGGGACGGCGCUGGCCCCGGCCACAAGCGCUCUACUAACAGCUGGGCUAAGACGGAAUUGUAAGCCUUGUCUAAACCUCAAUACUGCAUCAGUGCCUG
Aspergillus brunneoviolaceus CBS 621.78 is the source of this 1325-nucleotide messenger RNA. RefSeq names its product glutaminyl-peptide cyclotransferase family protein. The transcript has a single exon. The record is from RefSeq and is a predicted model, not a curated record. Lineage: Eukaryota; Fungi; Ascomycota; Eurotiomycetes; Eurotiales; Aspergillaceae. Gene Ontology annotation, molecular function: glutaminyl-peptide cyclotransferase activity; zinc ion binding. Bases 100 to 1290 code for a protein of 396 amino acids.